Punica granatum (pomegranate) is the source of this 1656-nucleotide messenger RNA. The record is from RefSeq and is a predicted model, not a curated record. Lineage: Eukaryota; Viridiplantae; Streptophyta; Magnoliopsida; Myrtales; Lythraceae.
GCAAAUCGUCUUCGGGUUUCAGGCCGGAGGGAGUGGGGCACAGAACAGAACCGGACCGGAGGGGUCCGAGCCGAGCCGGGACAGGACAGAAGAAAAGAAACCGUUACGCGUGAGAGGGAGCGGAAAGGAAACGGGACCCACCAGCGGGUGCAAAGUGCAACCGUUGGCUGCACCAAAAACGCUUUUUCUUACCUUUUUCUUCCUUUCUUUCGUUCUUCGCUUUCACUCUCUCUCUCUCUCUCUCUCUUUGUAAAAGGCUUGAUCCGAUCUCCAAACCUCUGUUGCUUGCAAUUUGUGUUUCGCACGCUCCACAAUCAUAUUUAUCUGCCCGUCAGUCUCCUCUGCCCGCUUCUGAUCUCCGAACGAUACGAUUGCCGCGUUGUCGAUUGAUUGAAUUUCUUGUUGUUGGGUUCUCCUUCUUGAACUUCUUGAUCAUCCCUGUCGAUCGACACACCAGGCUUUCUUUCUUGUCACUUCAUCACUUAAGCCAUGACCACCGAGCUCCUGGAUAUUCAACCCCGCGAGCUCAAGUUCACAUUUGAAUUGAAGAAACAGAGUUCGUGCUCAAUUAUACUCAGCAACAAGACUGAACAGCAUGUUGCUUUCAAGGUUAAGACCACAUCACCAAAGAAAUACUGCGUACGACCCAACAGCGGUGUCAUCAAACCAAAAUCUUCAUGUGACUUUACAGUAACAAUGCAAGCUCAGAGGGUAGCACCUCCGGAGAUGAAAUGCAAAGACAAAUUCUUGGUGCAGAGCACCAUCGUUCCAUUCGGAACUAGUGAAGAGGAAAUAACUUCUGAUUUGUUUGCCAAAGGAAGUGGGAAGUAUGUUGAAGAGAGGAAGAUAAGAGUGUCACUCGUUAGUCCGGUCGAAUCUGCAGUACUACUGCCAAUCAAUGGAGGUCAGAAGCAGGACCCUUGCCCGGAAGCUUCGCUACUGAGUGAUAGAGUCCCCAGUGGGAUUGAAAACAUCCCUCCGCCUCACACAGUGUCUGAGGAUAUGGAGGGAUUGGAUGCAGGGAAGGCCUCAGUCGGCCAUCAGGAAGAAACCAACGAGACAGAGCCAACGACAUUUUGGCACGAGGACGAACUUAAAAUUUAUCAGAACAUUCAGUACCCAAACUCAGCAGAGGACUUGGAGGGAUUGAAAUCGAAGCUCAGAGUGAUGGACUCAAAACUGAGAGAGGCUGAACGUACUAUUGUGAAGCUAACAGAAGAGAGAAGAGUGACAAACCGGGAGAGGGAAAAACUCAAGCGCGAUUUGGAGAUGUUGAGGAAGAGCCGGCCGAAGAAAGCUCAAGUGGGUUUUCCUUUGCUCUAUGUAUGCACGGUUGCUCUUAUUAGCAUGGUCGUGGGAUAUUUGGCCCAUACUUAGCACUGGCAACUUUUACUGUCGCCGUACAUCCUCCGAGAAUCCGGUGAUGCAAGACAUUGGCCUGCUUGUAUGUCUUGACGGAUGUCCAGUAACGAACUUUCCAUUGCCCAGCUUCAAUGGCGGUGCUUCCAUUUCAAUGGAAACAAUAGGAAGUUUUGGGCAAUUUUCUCGCUGUUGAUGAUCGCAAUGAUAGUGGCCCGAUGAGUACUCGAAAUUCAUUCGGUAUAGUAUCGAUGGACUAAAAAAGCCUCAUGUUGCACCUUAGUAGACUAGAAUAUU